CGCUGACGGUAUUAGCUUGUCCUGGUUGAAAACAUGAUCGAGCGCUCAGGCGAGUGUCUACUUCAGGGGAAUGCGACUUCUGUCUAAAGCUGCCGCAGCAAUGGCAGCAGCGAAGAGGGAAAUUACGAGCGAUGAAGCAAUCCAGCGCAUAAACUCAGAGCCCAUCACCGGCGAAUGCGAUCUGGUGAACGAGCACGCGAUUGUGGUCGACGUCGAGCGCCUACUGCUUCCCCUCGGCACUCCAGUGCGCACGAACAAUGCAAGCCCCGCUGACGAAACGCACUACGUUCUCGUCAUUCACGGCACAUUCGCUCAGCCUAAAUUGAAUGGCAGAGUGAACUGGUUUCAUCCGGACCCAGAAAAGGCUCCGGACAACUUCUGUUCGCGCCUCGCGGUUCAACUGUCUUGUGGGCUCUUCAGCGAGGAUGCGGUUUGGAGAUCGUUGCCUGAUCCGGAGCUUCUUCCCAGCGGAGUGCAUUAUCCGUUCUUUUGGGAUGGCAGCAACACGGAUGAGGGGCGCAAGGAUGCUCUGCACCAUUCUGUCCAACAAGAGAAGAGGGAGCGGGAUUCUCCAGAGGUUGUGUAA
Klebsormidium nitens is the source of this 586-nucleotide messenger RNA. NCBI's taxonomy places the organism in Eukaryota, Viridiplantae, Streptophyta, Klebsormidiophyceae, Klebsormidiales, Klebsormidiaceae. The record is from the annotation of a GenBank genome assembly.